CAAAUUACACCGGGACUCCUAGAGUAAUAUAGACAGGACGUUUUUUAAACUUUUUUUCUACAUAGAUGCCAAAAUGUUGCCUUUCAAGAGAACUUUUGAGGGCGAGAAACACCAGCUGCAGCAGCUCAACAGCAGACUUGCCCAGUAUCUUUCCAGAACGAAGCAGCUGGAGCAGGAAAAUGCGCAUCUUAUCACUGAAAUAAAUAAACUCAGACUAGCGAGGACGGCGGAAUGGGAGCCGAAGUACAAGGGUGAGAUGCGGGAUCUGAGGAGAAUGGUGGGGCAGCUGUCGUUUGAAAAGUCCCAGGCUGAGAUGGAGAGGGAGAAGCUAUGGCGGGAGUUGCAGAGGGUCCGGUCUAUGUGCAGCGAGCAGACUGAAGUGUGCAGGGACAUCUGUGGCGAUCUGAAAGGCUGUGAGAAGGAGCUUCACCAUGCUCACACGACCAACAGUGAACUCCAGCAGCGUUUAGUACAACUAGAGAAUGAGUUAAAACACUUGGAUGAUGCGCACAGACAAGAAAAGGACCAUCUCCGGCGGCAGGUGGAGUCCCGGGUGUUACCCAUCAUCACGCAAACUUACCGCGGGCCUCCAGCAGCCACCAUGGAAGAGGUGCAAGAGUAUGCCCGGGGUAUGUCCGAAGGAUGGAUCGAGACUUUUGAUAUGUACCAGCAGAAGGUGGAAGCGAUGGAGCAGACCAUUAAAGAGGAUCAGGCGAGGCUGAGCGAUCUGCAGAGGGAGAAGAUGCAGUAUGCAUCAGAGUUGGGCAAAUUACGCACAGAGGCGGAAAAACAAGGUCAGAUUCAAUUCCAUCUUGAAGAAGAACUGAUGCGCAUGCAGGAGAAAUUCCGGGGGGACUUCACUGAAUAUCAGAUGAUUAUCGAGCAGCUGGAGCAUGAUAGGAAUGCGAUGGCUAAUGCUAUUGCAGAAAAGAUGAGAGAGCAUCAGCACCUUCUCCAGGUGAAGAUGGAUCUGGGCAUGGAGGUGGCGGCCUACAGGGCUCUCCUGGAAGGUGAGAGAGUGCAUAUGCAAGAUGCUCCUAGGAGGGUGCAUCAACAGCAAAGAGAAAGAAUAAUAGAUAUAAAGAGGUCUGCCCAGCCCUACACUGCAAGAGCUUCCCCCUCUACUACCAUCAGACAACAAAGGGAUAUCAGGUACACGCCACCGACUUCACACGUGAGAAGAUCCCCUGUGCCUCCCUCUGGGUCCAUAAGUCCCUCUAGGGUCAUCCCUAUUUCAGUUGCAGGCAGAGCUCGGCAUCAGAGUCCUGCAUCCAGAAGGGACAUGAUAUCAUUCACCAAAGCUCGGGCUGCCGCCUCUGCCCCUGCUACCUCCACCACCACUGCCGCCAAAGAUAAACAGAGUGAAAACCAAAUAAGAAGAAGUGUACAGACAACAGCAGCAGAGGAGAAAACUGUUGAAAUUAAACCGGUCUCUCAGGUAGACAACCAAAUCAGACCCAUUAAGUCCUCCACUACUGAGACCACAUCAGUGAGAGUGGUGUCACCACCAAUGAUGAGCCUGAGCAGGAAAACUGAGACAGAAAGCAAAAAGCAAGUGUCAGAUGAAAAAGAAGAAGAGUCUACAAUGGGCCCCAGAGAGAAAAAGAUAUUAGAGUCUGUGUCUGUAGAGGAUAUCAUAGAGAAAGUGAUGAGACCAGCAGGUUUGGAGGCUAAGGUUUGCUCCGCGGGAGAUUCAAAGGUAAGAUACCAUGUGGAGAAAACCGAGCAGGAAGACGGAACGACUAAAACACAGAUUGUGUUGGAGUCCAAAGUGGAGGAAGAGCUUGAUUUUUCUGAGGACUCUGCACUGGAUGAACUACUGAGCCAGGGGGUUAAGAAGGUGUCACUGGAAGACAUCGAGGACACAGAAACAGGAAACAUGAUCAAGAACCUGCUGAGUGGCUUGCAGGGAAGUGAGAACUUGGCAAACAGGUCUGUCAACGUGGAGAUCAUUGAGGAACCGGUGGAGUCUUACAGUGAUGAGGAGCUUGAGGUCGAGCAAAAGUCCAAAUCCACUUUCCAUGAGCCCUCUUCAACAUAUUUCCAAAUUGAGGAGCUAGAAAAUGUCCCUCAUGUUGCUCAAGAUCAGAGGAGGGAUGAUGAUGCUAUGAAAUCUUCCACGAAAGAUACUGAUCAUAGCAAGGUUGGCUUCGUACAAGUUCAGGAGGUUUCUAGAGAAAGUGAAUCUCCAUAUUUCUCCCAUGACCAAGAGGCUGAUGAGUAUUUUGUCUCCACACCAGAUGAUAAUCUUUCUGAAACCGAGGAGAGUAUUGGCAUCACCUCAUAUGGCCAUUAUGGUAUCGUAGAUGACCUGUCAGAUGAGAGGUACUAUCAGGAUGAAAGUCUUCCCACGAGAAGAGUUAUUGUAGAGGAAAGUGAUGAAUACAAGUUCAUGUCAGACGAUCACUCGUUUGUAAAGGAGAAAUACCCAGAGUGCAUCAUUGAAGAAGAGGUUCGCGUCUCUCCCAUAGUGCAGGAGUCGGUGCUCGAGUUCCUGAGAGAGGACUCUUUGGAGCCCAAAGAGCAGCUGAAGGGAGCGCUAGAGAAGCUACAGAGUGCAGUGUCAGGUCCACUGAGGGAGGAGUUGGCUUUUCUCACAAAAGUGAGUGGUGACAGCUCACAGAAUGUGGCUGUUGAUGUCAAAAAAGUGCAACAGUCAAGUGACAACGGCACCAUGACUAUAGUUGCAGAGCUGAACGUCUCCCAAAGUCUGGAAGACUCUGGGCUGCUGGAGGCAGAAGAUGACCUCUCUGAAGAGCAGAUCAUGGCGGCUCUCAGAUCCUCUAACCUGGGGCUAGGGGCUGGAGGAGAAUACAGCUACAGAGUCUCCAAAGAGGAGGAUGUUGUGCAUGGUGAAGAGUUCGAAGGCCUCAUUAAUGAAGGGGAGUCUGUGUCUGAAAUCACUGAGAAACACAUAAAACUUGGGCCAUCAGAAAAGUCCUACACCUUCCAGAUGGACGUACAGGGCAGCCAUGCUGAGUCGACCUCAGGGCAAGAGCUGCCAUCUCACAUCUUGGAGUCCCCACUGAAGAUUACUCAAGAGAAAAGAAUUGCAACGCUUUACCUUGAAAGCCCGACAGAUGAUUAAGAAUUAAUUUGGUCCUGAAUUGAGUACUUGCCAAUGUUGGCAAGUACUCAAUUACUCAAGUACUCGUUUUUGAAUUGCAACUUAAAAGGUUGUUCUGGUGCAGUGCAUUCAGUCUGCACAACACAUGGCAUUAAUGCUGUUUGCAGACACUGCAACAAGCUUUGCAGUAAAACAUUCUAUAUCUUAUUGACUUUGAAGCGCUCUUUUAUCGUAUCUGCUUAGAGUGUGUCACCUAAAACUUGGUGUACCAAACACGAUUGAAGCAAAACGUAAUUAUUCAGUUAAAAUGAACUGAUUCACUCAUAUUGUUACGGUAUAAAUUGUGGCAGUACUACUAUUAAAAAUACAGAGUGCUAACUAAUAUGGGCUAGCUUAAGUUAGGAUUGACAUCUACACAUUGUAGCAAAUUUCCUUGCUGGUCAAUACUGUUGGAGUGCUGCGCUGGUAUGUGUUAACCUUUCUGCAGCUUGCAGUUUAUCUUUACAGAGGGUUGUUUAUUCUCUCUAGAUUUUUCUAUUUUUGUACUAACCUGUGCUGUAUAUCUUAAACAGCCCAUUCUGCAGUUUACAACACCUCAUCACACCAACAAUCACAUCAUGCCUCUGCCAUGCUGUUGAAUCUGUUGCAAGCCAACAUAUGCCAGUUGGAGUUAUGAGGUGCUGUGAACUGUUUGCAGAUUCGGGCUUUCAUUUUUUAUUUUGACUUGGGCUCUGCUGCCAAAAUGAAUGGUUUUAGUAUAUACUGCAACCUGAAACUAUAACACAGUAGUUAUUUGAAGUAGUCAGUGAUGUGUACAGAAUAUAGUGCUUGUAGCUACAAACAGUAUAGUGGGAGUGGGAAAAAAAUUGUAUUUUGUCUUAAGAAACUUAAGCAAGUUUUGAAUGUUGAUAGAAAGUGUAGAGCAAGUAAAUAUGGCACUUAGAAGUGGCUGUUAAAUAAUUUACAAAGUUAUUUUUUCUAAUUAUUUAACUUUACCCACCUGUAAUGGCACAAUACACAUUGAUUGGUAAAUUAGAAAGAAAUAAUUGCCCAGUAUAUAAUCAAAGCCAGUUUACAUGAUCAAUGUGAUCAAUAUAAAAUGUGUAUUUUUCCCCGGUAUGUGUCAAUACCAUUCUAAAUUCAGAACAGAAAAAAAAAAUAUGAACAUGUCAUGAGGGAGAUGGGAAUUUUUAAUGGUGAACUAUACCAUUUACGAUGCUAAAAAAGGAAAGAAGAAAGAGGAAAGAAUGUAAAGAAGUUAGAAUCUGAAUGAAUUAAAAAAAAAAACAUUCAGUGAGUGUUGUUAAAGAAAAUAUAAUCAUUUCCAGUUUUGAUGAACAGUAUGCCUUGUCUGGAUGCAUUUUUGCAUGUAGGUAUUUGUUGGUGAUCACAGUGUUGGCUUGAAGGAUUCACCUUUGCUCGAACUUACGAGUGUGUCCAUGACCGUGACUAUUUUUGGUUCAUGAGCUUAGUGACAUUGACUGGUAAUUAGGGUUUGUUGUGUUGUGAACUAGUUGCAAAGGCAGAAAUGGUCUGCUGUGAUUACAGUCUGGCUAUGUGUCAUGCACAGUUUGUCUAAGUGGCUGCAAAAUUCACACUUCGUAACUGUUGAAUAAUGUCUUCACAGAUUUGCUUGGUUUGAGCUAUCAUGUUUAAGGGACAGUUCACCCCAAAAUAAAAAAUAGAGAGACAUACAGAUGUCUGUGUUCCUUUGAAUAUAAUGGAACUACAUGUCACUUGGCUUGUGGUGCUCUGUGUGGUGACAUAUAGGUGCAUUAUGUUCAAGAGAAGACAGACAUCUUUACGGCCGCUAUCUCCAAAACAAGGCAACUCACACCAAAAUAAUCUAGAUUGAUAAAUAGCAUUACAGGUAAGAGAAAUGUAUGUAUUUCUGACUUGGGGGUGAACUGUCCCUUUAAAGAAAUGCACAGAAAUGUAAGGUUUAGCGUGAAUGCUAUGCUUUUAUGAACAUGAUCAUUACUAGAAACCUACUAAAUGAAACCUAAAUUAAAAGUCUUGUUGCAUGUAAGUGCCCAAAUACCCCCCAUACAUUCUCAUCUGCAAACUGUAGUAACUUAAACAAAAACACUACUACAUCAGUGCACUUAAACUGUGGCUUAAUAACAAAUCUGUAUAUGUAUGUUCACAGUGUAAUCUG
Centropristis striata (black sea bass) is the source of this 5225-nucleotide messenger RNA. RefSeq names its product synemin, intermediate filament protein (gene synm). Gene Ontology annotation, biological process: fast-twitch skeletal muscle fiber contraction; intermediate filament cytoskeleton organization. Gene Ontology annotation, cellular component: sarcolemma; intermediate filament; neurofilament cytoskeleton. Gene Ontology annotation, molecular function: structural constituent of muscle; vinculin binding; intermediate filament binding. Bases 74 to 3088 code for a protein of 1004 amino acids. The transcript is spliced from 4 exons. Lineage: Eukaryota; Metazoa; Chordata; Actinopteri; Perciformes; Serranidae. The record is from RefSeq and is a predicted model, not a curated record.